Anthonomus grandis grandis is the source of this 996-nucleotide messenger RNA. RefSeq lists its product as uncharacterized. Gene Ontology annotation, cellular component: nucleus. The record is from RefSeq and is a predicted model, not a curated record. The transcript has a single exon. NCBI's taxonomy places the organism in Eukaryota, Metazoa, Arthropoda, Insecta, Coleoptera, Curculionidae. Bases 1 to 996 code for a protein of 331 amino acids. Gene Ontology annotation, molecular function: DNA binding.
AUGACUGGACCAGUAUUUUUGCAAUGGUUAAAACAUUUUCAAAAGUUUAUGAAGGCCUCAUCAGAUGAAAAGGUGCUUUUAAUUGUUGAUGGCCAUUCCAGCCAUAAGUACAUUCAUGGUCUGAUUUUCUCCAAAGAACAUGGUAUUGUUCUGCUCUGCUUGCCUCCUCACUGCACCCACCGACUGCAGCCCCUUGAUGUUUCAUUCUUCGGUCCCUUAAAAACCUAUUUCGAUCAAGCUAUAACCAAGUGGCUUAAGGCACACCCAGGCAGAGUUGUAACGCAAUUUCAAAUAGGUGCCUUACUUACUGAAGGAUAUGGAAAAGCUGCCACUAUUCAAAAUGCAACCAACGGCUUUUCUAAAACCGGAAUAUGCCCACUAAAUCCUGAUGUAUUUUCAGAAUACAUGUUUCAAGCAGCAGAGAGAACAAAUAUUCCAGAAUCUGAAGGUAAUAUAAAUAUAAAAAACACUAUAGCUGAAGAACCUUCCUCAGCACUAUCUCUACAAACUUCAAGCGGGAUGAGCAAUUUAAAGGACGUAACCAAUCUUAAAAAAGUAAUCUUCAGUACAUCAGAUCAACAAAAUAAAAGUUUACUUGCCGUUACUGUCUCCGAUCUGAGUCCCAUUCCAGUAGGACCAUUUAUCUCAGGCCAGGGAAAGAGGAAGCCGAGAAAGCAUCAGGGAACCACCGUGCUAAAUUCUACUCCAAAUUUGGAGGAAGCAAAAUCAAGAACUACACCCACAGUCGGAAACAAAAAAAGAGCUGCAACUAAAAAGGUAUUUGUUGAAACUGACUCUGAAUCGGAAAACAACCCAUUCUUAAUAGAAGACGACGAAGAUUUUACUUGCAUUUACUGUGUGGAAGAAUUUAAAAGGUCAAAGGCAAAGGAAAUUUGGCUGCAAUGUUGUUCUUGCUCGAAAUUGGCACACGCUGAGUGUGCUGGAGUCGACAAAAAAACUAAGAUGUUUAUUUAUGAACUGUGUUGCGAUAAUUAA